Tachysurus fulvidraco (yellow catfish) is the source of this 4256-nucleotide messenger RNA. RefSeq names its product UDP glycosyltransferase 8 (gene ugt8). The transcript is spliced from 7 exons. Lineage: Eukaryota; Metazoa; Chordata; Actinopteri; Siluriformes; Bagridae. Bases 311 to 1942 code for a protein of 543 amino acids. Gene Ontology annotation, molecular function: UDP-glycosyltransferase activity. The record is from RefSeq and is a predicted model, not a curated record.
CCUCAGCACAUCCAAACCCCUCCCCUGCCACCGCCGGGUUUUGCGCGCGCCACCAGUUCCACCGACUUCGACGUCCUGGAAAGUCCGUUCCUUAAGCUGUGGCCAUUUUUAUUUGUCGCCGGCAGUAUUGGGGAUUUAAUUUCGCCUACCUCCUAGAGCCCGGGACGUGAAUCUCCAAGCAGAUCCAGCACCGUCUCACCUGCACACAGGACUUGUACCAUACAAUAACCAGAAACCAGGCAGGAAAAAUCAAUACUGACCCCUUCACACCCUGGACACAACCUCUUUCAGCUCCUCCCUUCUGGCAGUCAUGAAAACCUCCUUUGGGCUCCUGGCCACAAUACUGUGGUGCAUCUUACCAAGUGUCUCAUGGGCUGCUAAGAUAAUUGUAGUCCCUCCAAUAAUGUUUGAGAGCCACCUGUACAUCUUUAAGACACUGGCAUCUGCGCUCCAUGCCGAGGGUCAUGAGACGGUGCUGCUGGUGUCAGAGGGGCGAGACUUGGAGCCGUCGGAGUACUAUCGCCUGCAACGCUACCCAGGUAUUUUCAACAGCUCCUCAGCAGCAGAUGACUUCCUGCAGGCCAAGGUUCACAACAUCUUCUCAGGCCGCCCAACACCGCUGGAGCUCUUUGACAUCCUAGAGCACUAUGCACAGAACUGUGACAGUGUGGUGGGCAGCGGGUCAGUGAUGGCACAGCUGCAGCAGGAACACUUUGACCUGUUGCUUGUAGACCCUAACGAAAUGUGUGGCUUCGUGUUGGCGCACAUCCUGGGUGUGCCCUAUGCUGUCUUCAGCACAGGCCUGUGGUAUCCAGCAGAAGUGGGUGCACCAGCACCACUCUCUUAUGUACCCGAGUUCAACUCCUUGCUAACAGACCACAUGACACUGACACAGAGAGUGACCAAUACUGUUGUGUAUUUAGCAUCACGCAUAGGAGUGCACCUGCUUGUGCUGCCCAAGUACGACCGAAUAAUGUGGCGUCACGCUGUGCAGCCACCAGCCUCCAUGCAUGAACUGGUACAGGGCAGUCGUCUAUGGAUGCUUUGUACUGACUUAGCUCUAGAGUUUCCUCGGCCCACGUUACCACACGUCGUCUAUGUUGGAGGAAUCCUCACCAAGCCACCGAGCCCUCUGCCACAGGAAUUUGCUACCUGGGUGAACGAGACGGACGAGCACGGGUUUGUGGUGGUUUCGUUCGGCGCAGGAGUGAAGUACCUCUCUGAUGACAUCAGUUACAAGCUGGCAGGAGCACUGAGCCGUCUACCUCAAAAAGUCAUCUGGAGGUUUUCUGGAGUUCCCCCGAGGAACCUGGGUAACAACACGAAGCUGGUGGAAUGGAUGCCACAGAAUGACCUGUUGGGACACAAAAACACAAGGGCGUUCUUGAGCCACGGUGGCCUGAACAGCAUUUAUGAAGCCAUGUACCACGGUGUGCCGGUUGUCGGUGUGCCACUCUUCGGCGAUCACUAUGACACCAUGACGCGAGUGCAAGCCAAAGGAAUGGGCAUCAUGCUGGAGUGGAAAAAAAUGAGCGAGGAGGAUCUUUAUAUGGCCAUGCUCAGCAUCAUCACAGACAGCAGGUAUAGAGAAAAAGCCCUGAAGUUGUCCGAGAUCCACAAAGAUCAGCCUGGCCAUCCAGUGACACGUGCCGUUUACUGGAUCAACUACAUCCUGCGGCACCACGGCGCCGAGCACCUGCGCUCGGCCGUCUACGGCGUCCCCGUCUACCAGUACUUUCUGCUGGACGUCGCCGCCGCCCUGGUAGCUGGCUUGUUUCUCAUCUGCUACUUCGUGUACUGGAUAGUUCGACUGGCCCGCUCGUGUUUGAGGAGACGCAUGGCCGUGGUGGAAAAGGCCAACGGACACUGUCACAAUGGCAUCGCAAAUGGCAAGCACAAACGCAAUGGCCACACCAAGAGCCUCGACAAGAAGCUCAAAUAACACCUACGCAAAAAUAAAUCAAAAAUUAAUAGACGCUGAAGCUAUACUAAAGAGGAAAAACUAACGAAAUGCCACGAUCGACAGGAGGUAAAUACACAGCUAAACAAAACAAGAGGAAGGCGUGAGCUGAUAGCCAAAUGGAACGUGAGUGAGGAAAAAAAAAAGAUAUUUGGAAUGCGCUUUUCCGUUGAUCAGAGUCUGAUUUCUUCACUCGUCCGUUUGGAUCCAGCGAACGUCGUUGUGUGAUUCGGAAUCUCGAAUCUAUCCUUGCAGAAGAAAAAGUGACAGUUUUAAUGUUACAAAUAGAUUUUAUUAACUAUCCCUCCUGACGAUGUCUUAAGUUUCAGGUGUCUGUAUAGAAUAUCUGUAUUUUUAAUUUUUUUUCAACUAAUUGUUUUGGAAAUAUUUUUGUGCUAUCCCUUAUCAAUCUCGAAGGUGCUCACCUCCUAUAAAUAUAAUUGUUGGUUGUUGAGAAUGAGAGAGAUUAGGCCUUAAACAAAAACUACAACCCUUAAUGACUGAUAUCCAAUUCUAAAUUGGUCUAAAGAUUAUCUCCAAUGGUGCAAAAGAUUAUGUUUCUAACUUAAUACCUCACCACGAAGGACUGUUUUCACUUACAGUAAAUGCCUCCAAUGUUACCCACAAUGCCGAUAGUGAUGAUGGUGAUGAUAGUGAUGCGGUGACGAUUUAGCUAUUAUUUUAUCCCUGCCUAAAGAGAGCAUUGUAGCGGCACUUUAGUCCUUUGGUCUGUGCAGCUUUCACCUCGUCAUCCCGGGCCACGAGAGCACAUCGAAUACACUGCACCAGCUGACAAAUCAGCACCAGGCUCGCUAAACACGAAUAUUACAACAUGUGUGAAUUUUUUUGGAAAAUUUUCCUAACACUAAUAACACAGUGCGAUUUAGUAAAACUGUGCAUAAGUGCUGCUGCUACCAGGUAAUCCUAGUUCGCCAUAGAGCAAGCCCACCUGCCAUUGUUAUUUUUUUUUUCUAUUAGGAUAUUUAAAUCUUAAUUUAAACGAAACCCUUUAAAGUGUAGAUGUGGUUGUUUCAAGCGUGUAGACAUGUUUUCAAACGAUAGGCAAUAGUCAUAGAUUGCUAGAUUUUACACAAAUUUUCCCAAUAUACUUUUUGUCUCUUAAACAGAAAAACACACGAUUUAAUCUUCCACUUUAUUCUUUUUCUUGUCCUUACACUCCUUUUCAUUUUGCCUUCAGGCACUUAACUCUGUGUUUUUGUGAAACAGGUUUGAUUGUUAAUGUGUAGAAUAAACGUAGAGCUGAUGUACGUCCAGAGGGGGCGUGUCCUCUGAGGCCUUAUAUUGUAAAUCUUUGGUACUGUAGUUAAAAUCUCAUGAUACACCAUGCCUCUUUGGAACCGGCCUUUUUAAAAAAAAUUUUUUAAUUGAGCUGUGAUUGUUUUAUCGUACCACUGCUGCUUGAAGGGUUCCAAUCAUUUCACACAAAUCAGAACGAUUUGUACUUUUUCUAUUGAUCGCUCAUGCAACACAACACAAUUCGAAAUUAUUUCCAGCUAUGUGGCAUAAUUUAGAAAGAAAAAGAGAGAGGAAGGAAAUGACUCUUAAAUCCUUUGAUUUGUAUGACUAAACAUUCAAGUAAAGUGUAACCACCUUGUUUCCCCCUUUGUCUUUGGAAUGAGUUGUCAGAACUUUGCAGUGAAACACACACUGACUGACAUCUCAGUCCAGUGAGCAUGUCAGAUAACAUUAAACACAACAAUAAAAGCGUGUAAAUAAUUCAGACGUUUCAGCCAUUUUCUCUGUGAGCUUUAGCCAUUUUUACCAGCCAAGCACUGUUUAUAUAAUUUAUGUCCAUACUUGAAUAUUGUACUGUACAUGGCUGCAAAUUGGCUGGAAAGGCACAUAGGCUAUGACUGGAGAAAUGACUACACCCUGAUAACUCUUUUAUCCAUUUAGCCCUCACUUUCUGCUCACUUUUUUUGGUCACAAUUACAGUAUUAAUAGAUGCCUAAUAGCUGAAGGAAUAACUUUAGUUGCUUAAUUUAGUGCACGACGAGUGUGCCUGAGCAACUAUAUAAAGUGUGUGUGUAUGUGCGCCAUCUUUAUACAGCUCAUUUAAAACAUGCAACAAGAAAACUUUCCUUAUUAUUUCUUAACCACUUUCUGUCCCUUUAGUGUCAGGUUCCACUGAGUUUAUACCUGCUUACACCUUUUUUUUAUUAAGUAAUGAUUUAAAUAUUUUAAGUGUCUAUCGUGUGUCAGUUGUAAUGUAAAUAUAGUAUGUAAACAAAAUUACUAAUGUUAAAUAAACAUUAAAUAUUUUGUUUGCCUUAAA